This is a messenger RNA of Medioppia subpectinata, 2162 nucleotides long. The record is from the annotation of a GenBank genome assembly. Lineage: Eukaryota; Metazoa; Arthropoda; Arachnida; Sarcoptiformes; Oppiidae.
GCACUGGUAGUCAAUAACAAUCACAGCCUUUAUCUCUACAGUCACUGCAUUUGAGUCUCACAUUGUGUUCACAACUACUACUCCCUCACACUUUCUCUCUCACUCUCCCUGUUAUCCAUCGAUUGUCUGCCCGAAGACAGCGGUUCCCAAACCCAUUAAGUCAAGCACAAUGUCAGCGGCGAAGGACAGGAUCAACACUAUUGCCAGGCAUUUGGCCGCAAACGGCGCCGACCAGAGCUCACCCGCCUCUAGUAUACCGAAGAAACGUGAGUCGCUGCUGAAGUGGAACGGAUGGGGAUAUAAGGACUCGAAGUUUGAAUUUGACCACAAGAAUCAUAUGUUCAGUUUUACGGGCGAAAGGUAUCGCAUCGGGAGUCAAAAUUUGCCACUUUUUAGUCAAUGGGUUGAGACAGCCCUUGGCGUUGAUCUCAAGAAGCGCUUCUACUCACAGUCAGAGUCGGAAGCGUUGGAUUUGCCGAAACCCAUAGUCAAUGAGCAGCUGAUGAACGAUCUGCUGAAGACGUCGAUCGCCCACUCGUUUGACGCCAGCGAUCGACUGUUCCGCAGUCACGGCCACUGUUUGCACGAAAUAUUUACGCUCAGAGGCGACAAAUUCAAAAGAGUUCCCGAUCUAGUCGUUUGGCCCAAAGCGCACGAAGAAGUGGUGACUAUUGUCAAGUUGGCCACCGAUCACAAUGUCGUAGUCAUACCGUUCGGCGGCGGGACCAGCGUUUCGGGCGCUCUUGAAUGUCCAGAAAACGAGAACCGAAUGAUUAUUUCGUUGGACACCUCGCAGAUGAACCGUGUCUUAUGGGUCGACCACCAGAACCUGACCGCACACAUCGAGUGCGGCAUUUUUGGUCAGGAUCUCGAGCGAGAGUUAGCCAAACACGGCCUCUGCACCGGACACGAGCCCGACUCAUACGAGUUCAGUUCGUUGGGCGGAUGGGUGGCCACCCGGGCGUCCGGUAUGAAGAAAAACAUUUACGGCAACAUCGAAGACAUUCUGGUUCACGUGAAAAUGGUGACACCGAAGGGCACCGUCGAGCGCAACUGUCAGGUGCCGCGCAUAUCGUCCGGACCCGACAUUCAUCACUUCAUACUCGGUUCGGAGGGAACGCUGGGUGUCAUCACUGAAGUGACGCUCAAAGUGCGGCCGCAGCCCGAGUGCCAAAAGUACGGGUCGAUUAUAUUUCCCGACUUCGAUACGGGAGUGGCAUUCAUGCGCGAAGUGGCCAAACAGCAGCUCAAACCGGCGUCCGUUCGGCUCAUGGAUAACGAGCAGUUCAUUUUUGGUCAGGCGUUAAAACCGGGCGCCGCGUCGAUACUGCAGUCAAUAGUGGACGGGUUUAAGAAGUUUUACGUGACAAAAAUCAAGGGCUUUGAUGUCAACCAAAUGUGUGUUUCAACGCUUCUCAUGGAAGGCAAUAAAGAGGACGUCGAGAGACUCGAGGAGAAGAUAAUAGCGAUUGCGGAACAAUUGGGAGGAAUGUCUGCCGGAGAAGAGAACGGACGGCGAGGAUAUCUACUGACAUUCGUUAUCGCAUACAUUAGGGAUUUGGGAUUAGACUAUGGAGUGGUCUCCGAGUCGUUCGAGACAUCCGUGCCGUGGGAUCGGUGUCUGGAUUUGUGUCGUAAUGUUAAGGAACGGCUCAAUAAUGAAGUGAAGAAAUACGUGACCACUAAACCGGCGCUCAUCACGUGUCGCGUCACUCAGACCUAUGACGCGGGCGCCUGUGUUUACUUCUACUUCGCGUUCAACUAUCAGGACGGCAUCGCCGGCGGAGAUCCGGUCCACGUAUACGAGACCAUUGAGACGGCGGCCCGAGAAGAGAUCAUUGCCACGGGUGGCAGUAUAUCCCAUCACCACGGGGUCGGCAAAAUACGUAAGCAAUGGCUCGAACAGACCAUAUCCAACGUAGGCCUGGGUAUGCUAAGGGCUGUGAAGCAAUACGUCGAUCCCGACAAUAUCUUCGCCAAUGGAAACCUCAUGAGUUGAUGGCCAUCGCGUUGACUGUCAGCCCCCACCACAUACCCAACCCCUUCUCAACCGAUGCAACUGUUCUUCUGUCGCAACCAUUUUACGUGUCUUUGAAUACAAUUUCAAAGCAUUAAAACGAUUGAAAAUUUUCAACUAAUUUAUUUGUAAUCACGAAACGGAC